AACUCAGACAUAUUGACUGCUUUUUUGUGUGUGGUUUUUUUGGUGGCAUUUUAUUUACAAUAACGAUGUUACGGAGAGGGCAGGCGAUGCUGCCUUUCUUCUUAUUGGCCUGGGUCUUGAGGCUCACACAAGCUCUUGCUUCAGCUCAUGAUCGCCUGCAGGAUGAAGCGGCUGCAAAUUCCAUGUCAGGGACAGGAAACUUGGAUCGUGGAGGGAACUUGAGCUUGCCUGCUGAUUUAGCCAUUCCUUAUGCUGAGGAUGUUUUUUCUAAACCAGAUAACUUUUCACCAAAUGGAAAAAGUGAACUUUUUGAGGUUGCUGGGUAUUCUGCAGAUCAACAGAGGCAGUCUCUUGAUCAUGUGUUUUCUGAGUCUGAUGCUGCAAACCAUGGACUUUUUGAUUUCAGCCAGCAUUCUAGGUAUGAUGAGGAUGCACUUGAACAGCCUGUCUCUUCCAAUCUGUAUAGUGAUCACUUCAAUUCUGAUUUGACCAAGAACUCUGUCCCUUUUGUUGCUGAUGAGUACCAUAUGGCUUCAGAAUCUGAAGGCGAUGUGGAACAUGUACUCUUUACUGAUCAGAGUAAUGACCGUGAUGCGGACUUCCCUCAAGUCUUUGCAUAUGCUGAUUUGGCUACUUCCGAUAAAGAAAAUGUGUCUAAUAUUGCUACCCUUCUAGAAGAUAAUGAUUCUGUUAUUAAUCUUGCCGCAGACGUGGGUAUAGGUGAACUUGGCAAAGAGUUUGAUUCUUCUGACAACUAUAAAUCUGGUACCUAUUCUGAAACCCUAGGCUAUGAGUCUGUUGCCUUUGCAGAUCUUGAAAAGAAAGGCACUGAUACUUUGCGUCCUGAUGUGCAUUCCUAUCAUCGUGAGGACCUAGUUACUGGUGACCUUGCUGGAAUGCCCGUUUCUUCUUUUGACCGCUCUGUACUUACCGAUAUAAAUCUGGAGUUGCAUAAAGCUCUUUCUCCAGCUUUUAAAAUUGCCAGUGCACGCAACUCUCCUGUUCUCUCUGAAGGUGACGGGUUGCCAAGCAGCAUCUAUGAUGCCUCUGUAGGGCUCUAUGGUGUAUUUAAUCUACCUAUUACCCCAGAAAACCCUCCUCCCCAUAGCACAGGAGAGCCAUCCACCCUGGCUUCCGCAACUACAUGCGGUGUUGCAGACAUGACCAUCAAAUUGUUUGGUGGAAGGUUGACGGACCUUAAAGUGCAAGCCGACUUCAUAUUUGUUGAAGUAAGCAAGAUUCCGCAGAGGUGCAGGUACAAGGUGUUGGAGAGAAAUGGAGUGGUCCACUUUACAACUGCCUUCAAAGGUUGCAAUGUGAAGGCACUGGGUGGGCAAUAUGUCCUGACCCUGAUGUGGCGGAACCACUAUGUGCAUAUGUCCUGUCCAAUUUCUACACCUGAUGGACCUAUUACAAUCUGUGGUAAGAGUAGCAUGACCAUCAAACUCCCAGCAGGACCAAUAGAAGCGCUUCGUGUAAAAAAUAAAUUCAACAAAUGGGUAUCCAUUUAUGAAGUUGCUGUUAAAUGCAAAUAUCAACUGUUGAGUGAUUCAGAGGGAAGGAUCACUUUCACUACUUCCUACAAUGGAUGUCACGUGAGGAGAUUGAUGGAUCGUUAUUUCUAUAACCUCUACUAUCAAAUGGCUCCAGGGAAGCUAGGACAGGCACUCGUGUCUUGUAGGACCGGAAUUAAUGUUACAGUCCCACCUGAAGAGUCUUUGCCUUCUGUGUUUUGUGGCAAGUCUGGCAUGAUGAUCAAAUUGCCUAAAGGAAGUCUUAAUGCAGUCAAAGUGAGAGAUGGUUUUGACAAGGCAAUACCUGUCGGUAGUAUUGCCGAGCAAUGCAAUUAUCAACUCUUUCAAAUGAAGACUGGACACAUCAUCUUGAUUGCUUCCUUCCAAAGCUGUCAAGUUGCAUUUGUGGAUGGUUGCUUUGCCUUGAGCCUCCAAUUCCAGCAUGCUGAUGGUGUAAUGGGAGAGGCGUCUGUGCUUUGCCAUGCGGGUGGGAAGCCAAAACCAACUUCCCAACCCGAGACUCCUACAACUCAAGAAGUAACUUCCAGUAUACUGUCUACAGUAAUUCCUGCAGAUGUGUCUGCUACCAUCUGCAACAAGGAUGGCAUGACAGUAGUGCUACCCAAUGGUCCUUGGUGGGGGAUUAGAGUGAAAGAUCUUUCUGGCAAAGAGAUCACUGUGACUAGUGCUUUGGCAGAACGAUGCCAUUACAAUCUCUCUCUGCAUCUGGAGAAAAUAAUCUUUACAACUACCUACACUGGCUGUUUUGUUGAGGAAGUGGGAGGUCGGUAUGUCCUGACUGUCCUGUACAGGACAGCUACUUGGAAUCGAGGGUCUGUGCGGCUGGAAUGCCCAACCAGUGCUGGAAGCCCUACAGAAUUGCCUCCUCUUCCAGCCACUGUGGGGAAACCCAUUCCUGUCUGCAGGUCCUCUAACAUGACUGUGGUGCUGCCGGCAGGAUCUCUAGAAAAAGUCUUUGUACUAGAUGAAUUCAAGAGGCCAGUAAAAGUCAUUGAUGCGCCCAAGUCAUGCAAUUACAGCUUGGUGGAGAGACGAGGACGGAUCCUCUUCACAGCUCCCUACAGUGCCUGUGAUGUCAAGAUCUUGAAUGGAAACUAUGUCCUGACCAUUAUGUCUACAAGUUAUUCUGGAGGCUUUGCAUCAGUGCAGGUAGAAUGCCCUACCACUGGAGAACCAACAAAACCCCCUCCCUCUACAAAACCCAUUCCUCCAACUCCUGUCUGUGGAGCUUCCAGCAUGAUGGUGGCGCUGCCUGAGGGACCUCUGGAACAAGUCAAGAUAAUGAAUGACUCUAAUGGGCUAUGGGUAGCUGUAAAGGAUGUCCCAAAGAACUGCAACUACACACUGAUGAAGGAAAGAGGAAGAAACCUCUUCAUAACCUCCUACAAGGCCUGUCAUGUCAGGAUACUGAAUAAAAACUAUGUCUUGACUAUAAUCUACACAACUGCAACUGGGAUAAGAGGGAUGGUGCAAAUGACUUGUCCAGCAGUAGAGACAACAACCCAUACUACUAGGACUACAACUAUUAGGAAGCCAGGGACUACUGGGAAACCUACAAAACCAACUCUCCCUCCCACUCCUGUCUGCAAAGCCUCCAGCAUGACUGUAGCCCUGCCCUCUGGGUCACUACAAGUUUUGUUAUUGAAUCUGUCCAACGAAUGGGUAGAUAUCGGUGCUGCUCCCAGUUACUGCAACUACAGUUUGGUGCAGGGAAGAGGCGGCAGAAACUUCUUUACAGCCCCCUACAGGGCUUGUGAUGUCCGGAUACAGAAUGGGAACUACAUGUUGACCUUGCUUUACAUAACUGCUGAUGAUGAACGAGGGUACUUGGACAUUAGAUGUCCCACCACUGGUGGGGAGCCAACAGAGACUACUAGAACCUCUGGUGUGGAGCUGACUGGAACCACUGGUGGGGAGCCAACAGAGACUACUAGAACCUCUGGUGUGGAGCUGACUGGAACCACUGGUGGGGAGCCAACAGAGACUACUAGAACCUCUGGUGUGGAGCUGACUGGAACCACUGGUGGGGAGCCAACAGAGACUACUAGCCCCUCUGGUGGGGAACUGACCGGAACCACUGGUGGAGAAAUUACAACUAUUUGGAAACCUACAAUGCCAACUCUCCCUGACACUGCUCUCUGCAGAGCCUCCAGCAUGACUGUAGAACUGCCCUCUGAGUUGCUUCAAGUUCUAGUAUUGAGUCCAUCCAAUGAAUGGGUAGAUAUCGGUGAUGCUCCCAGUUACUGCAACUACAGUUUGGUGCAGGGAAGAGGCGGCAGGAACUUCUUUACAGCCCCCUACGGGGCUUGUGAUGUCCGGAUACAGGAUGGAAGCUACAUCUUAACAUUACUCUACAUUACCACUGCUAAGGGAGGCUACGUGCACAUGACUUGUCCAAUAAAAACCACUACUAGGGAGCCAACCAAGACUACUAGAACCAGUGCUGGGGAACCAACCAAGACUUCUAGAACCAUCACAACUACCAGAACCACAAUUCUACGGGUGACCAGCACCAGCGGGACGACUACCAGAACCACCAUUGGGGAGCCAACGAAGACUACCGGGACAACCAGCGGGAGGACAAGGACAACCAGCACAACCAGCAGGAAGACCACCAGGACAACCAGCGGGAGGACAAGGACAACCAGCGGGAGGACAAGGACAACCAGCACAACCAGCAGGGAGACAACCAUUGGGGAGCCAACCAGCGGGAGGACCAGGACAACCAGCGGGAGGACCAGGACAACCAGCGGGAGGACCAGAACAACCAGCGGGAAGACAACCAGAACCACCAUUGGGGAGCUGACCAAAACCACCACUGGUGGAGAAAUGACAACUAUUUGGAAACCUACAAUGCCAACUCUCCCUCACACUGCUCUCUGCAGAGCCUCCAGCAUGACUGUAGAACUGCCCUCGGAGUUGCUUCAAGUUCUAGUAUUGAGUCUGUCCAAUGAAUGGGUAGAUAUCGGUGAUGCUCCCAGUUACUGCAAAUACAGUUUAGUGCAGGGAAGAGGCGGCAGGAACUUCUUUACAGCCCCCUACAGAGCUUGUGACGUCCGGAUACAGAAUAAAAACUAUGUCUUGACUAUAAUCUACACAACUGCAACUGGGAUAAGAGGGAUGGUGCAAAUGACUUGUCCAGCAGUAGAGACAACAACCCAUACUACUAGGACUACAACUAUUGGAAAGCCAGGGACUACUGGGAAACCUACAAAACCAACUCUCCCUCCCACUCCUGUCUGCAAAGCCUCCAGCAUGACUGUAGCCCUGCCCUCUGGGUCACUACAAGUUUUGUUAUUGAAUCUGUCCAACGAAUGGGUAGAUAUCGGUGCUGCUCCCAGUUACUGCAACUACAGUUUGGUGCAGGGAAGAGGCGGCAGGAACUUCUUUACAGCCCCCUACAGGGCUUGUGAUGUCCGGAUACAGAAUGGAAACUACAUGUUGACCUUGCUUUACAUAACUGCUGAUGAUGAACGAGGGUACUUGGACAUUAGAUGUCCCACCACUGGUGGGGAGCCAACAGAGACUACUAGAACCUCUGGUGUGGAGCUGACUGGAACCACUGGUGGGGAGCCAACAGAGACUACUAGAACCUCUGGUGGGGAACUGACCGGAACCACUGGUGGAGAAAUGACAACUAUUUGGAAACCUACAAUGCCAACUCUCCCUGACACUGCUCUCUGCAGAGCCUCCAGCAUGACUGUAGAACUGCCCUCGGAGUUGCUUCAAGUUCUAGUAUUGAGUCCAUCCAAUGAAUGGGUAGAUAUCGGUGAUGCUCCCAGUUACUGCAACUACAGUUUGGUGCAGGGAAGAGGCGGCAGGAACUUCUUUACAACCCCCUACAGGGCUUGUGAUGUCCGGAUACAGGAUGGAAGCUACAUCUUAACAUUACUCUACAUUACCACUGCUAAGGGAGGCUACGUGCACAUGACUUGUCCAAUAAAAACCACUACUAGGGAGCCAACCAAGACUACUAGAACCAGCAGGAAGACCACCAGGACAACCAGCAGGAAGACCACCAGCGGGAAGACCAGAACCAGCAGGAAGACAACCAGGACAACCAUUGGGGAGCCAACGAAGACCACCAGGACAACCAGCAGGAAGACCACCAGCGGGAGGACAAGGACAACCAGCAGGAAGCCAACCAGCGGGAGGACAAGGACAACCAGCAGGAAGACCAGCAGUGGGAAGACCACCAGGACAACUAUUGGGGAGCCAACGAAGACCACCAGGACAACCAGCAGGAAGCCAACCAGCGGGAGGACAAGGACAACCAGCAGGAAGCCAACCAGCGGGAGGACAAGGACAACCAGCAGGAAGACCAGCAGUGGGAAGACCACCAGGACAACUAUUGGGGAGCCAACGAAGACCACCAGGACAACCAGCAGGAAGACCACCAGGACAACCAGCAGGAAGACCACCAGCGGGAGGACAAGGACAACCAGCAGGAAGACCACCAGCAGGAGGACAAGGACAACCAGCAGGAAGACCACCAGCAGGAAGACCACCAGGACAACCAUUGGGGAGCCAACGAAGACUACCAGAACCACCAGCGGGAAGACAAGGACAACCAGCAGGAGGACGAGGACAACCAGCAGGAGGACCACCAGCGGGAAGACCACCAGGACAACCAUUGGGGAGCCAACGAAGACUACCAGAACCACCAGUGGGAGGACAAGGACAACCAGCAGGAAGCCAACCAGCGGGAGGACAAGGACAACCAGCAGGAAGACCAGCAGUGGGAAGACCACCAGGACAACUAUUGGGGAGCCAACGAAGACUACCAGGACCACCAGAACCAUUGGGGAGCCAACGAAGACCACCAGGACAACCAGCAGGAAGACCACCAGGACAACCAGCGGGAAGCCAACCAGUGGGAGGACAAGGACAACCAGCAGGAAGACCACCAGGACAACCAGCAGGAAGCCAACCAUUGGGGAGCCAACCAAGACUACCAGAACAACCAGCAGGAAGCCAACCAGCGGGAGGACAAGGACAACCAGAACCACCAUUGGGGAGCUGACCAAAACCACAACUAUUUGGAAACCUACAAUGCCAACUUUCCCUGACACUGCUUUCUGCAGAGCCUCCAGCAUGACUGUAGAACUGCCCUCGGAGUUGCUUCAAGUUCUAGUAUUGAGUCCAUCCAAUGAAUGGGUAGAUAUCGGUGAUGCUCCCAGUUACUGCAACUACAGUUUGGUGCGGGGAGGAGGCAGCAGGAACUUCUUUACAACCCCCUACAGGGCUUGUGAUGUCCAGAUACAGAAUGGAAACUACAUGUUGACCUUGCUUUACAUAACUGCUGCUGAUGAACGAGGGUACUUGGACAUUAGAUGUCCCACCACUGGUGGGGAGCCAACAGAGACUACUAGAACCUCUGGUGGGGAGCUGACCAGAACCACUGGUGGAGAAAUGACAACUAUUUGGAAACCUACAAUGCCAACUCUCCCUGACACUGCUCUCUGCAGAGCCUCCAGCAUGACUGUAGAACUGCCCUCGGAGUUGCUUCAAGUUCUAGUAUUGAGUCCAUCCAAUGAAUGGGUAGAUAUUGGUGAUGCUCCCAGUUACUGCAACUACAGUUUGGUGCAGGGAGGAGGCGGCAGGAACUUCUUUACAGCCCCCUACAGGGCUUGUGAUGUCCGGAUACAGGGUGGAAGCUACAUCUUAACAUUACUCUACAUUACCACUGCUAAGGGAGGCUACGUGCACAUGACUUGUCCAAUAAAAACCACUACUAGGGAGCCAACCAAGACUACUAGAACCAGCAGGAAGACCACCAGGACAACCAGCAGGAAGACCACCAGCGGGAAGACCAGAACCAGCAGGAAGACCACCAGCAGGAAGACCACCAGGACAACCAUUGGGGAGCCAACGAAGACUACCAGAACCACCAGAACAACCAUUGGGGAGCCAACGAAGACCACCAGGACAACCAGCAGGAAGACCACCAGGACAACCAUUGGGGAGCCAACGAAGACUACCGGAACCACCAGCGGGAGGACAAGGACAACCAGCAGGAAGCCAACCAGCGGGAGGACAAGGACAACCAGCAGGAAGACCAGCAGUGGGAAGACCACCAGGACAACUAUUGGGGAGCCAACGAAGACUACCGGAACCACCAGCGGGAGGACAAGGACAACCAGCAGGAAGCCAACCAGCGGGAGGACAAGGACAACCAGCAGGAAGACCAGCAGUGGGAAGACCACCAGGACAACUAUUGGGGAGCCAACGAAGACCACCAGGACAACCAGCAGGAAGACCACCAGGACAACCAUUGGGGAGCCAACGAAGACUACCGGAACCACCAGCGGGAGGACAAGGACAACCAGCAGGAAGCCAACCAGCGGGAGGACAAGGACAACCAGCAGGAAGACCAGCAGUGGGAAGACCACCAGGACAACUAUUGGGGAGCCAACGAAGACCACCAGGACAACCAGCAGGAAGACCACCAGGACAACCAUUGGGGAGCCAACGAAGACUACCGGAACCACCAGCGGGAGGACAAGGACAACCAGCAGGAAGCCAACCAGCGGGAGGACAAGGACAACCAGCAGGAAGACCAGCAGUGGGAAGACCACCAGGACAACUAUUGGGGAGCCAACGAAGACCACCAGGACAACCAGCAGGAAGACCACCAGCGGGAGGACAAGGACAACCAGCAGGAAGACCACCAGCAGGAGGACAAGGACAACCAGCAGGAAGACCACCAGGACAACCAUUGGGGAGCCAACAAAGACUACCAGAACCACCAGCGGGAAGACAAGGACAACCAGCAGGAAGCCAACCAGCGGGAGGACAAGGACAACCAGCAGGAAGACCAGCAGUGGGAAGACCACCAGGACAACUAUUGGGGAGCCAACGAAGACUACCAGGACCACCAGAACCAUUGGGGAGCCAACGAAGACCUCCAGGACAACCAGCAGGAUGACCACCAGGCCAACCAGCGGGAGGACAAGGACAACCAGCAGGAAGACCACCAGGACAACCAGCAGGAAGACAACCAUUGGGGAGCCAACCAAGACUACCAGAACAACCAGCAGGAAGCCAACCAGCGGGAGGACAAGGACAACCAGAACCACCAUUGGGGAGCUGACCAAAACCACAACUAUUUGGAAACCUACAAUGCCAACUUUCCCUGACACUGCUUUCUGCAGAGCCUCCAGCAUGACUGUAGAACUGCCCUCGGAGUUGCUUCAAGUUCUAGUAUUGAGUCCAUCCAAUGAAUGGGUAGAUAUCGGUGAUGCUCCCAGUUACUGCAACUACAGUUUGGUGCGGGGAGGAGGCAGCAGGAACUUCUUUACAACCCCCUACAGGGCUUGUGAUGUCCAGAUACAGGAUGGAAGCUACAUCUUAACCUUACUCUACAUUACCACUGCUAACGGAGGCUACGUGCACAUGAGAUGUCCAAUUCCCACCAGUGGGAAGACUACCAAGACCACCAUUGGGGCGCUGACCAGGACAACCAGAACCACCAGCGGGAGCUUGACCAUAACCAGAACCACCAUUGGGGAGCCAACCAGAACCACCAGCGGGAAGACUACCAAGGCCCCUACAAAUGUGGUCUGCACAGCUUCCAAUAUGGUGGUGGAGCUUCCCAACGAACCUUUAAGACUGGUUAAGGUUCUAGAUAAAUCCAACCAGUGGGUAGCUGUCGUUGAUGCUCCCAAGUACUGCAACUACACCUUGUCUCGGGAAAGGGGAAGGAACUUCUUCAUAACCCCCUACACGGCCUGUGAUGUCAGGAUACUGAAUAACUAUGUUUUGAAAAUAUGGUAUCUGACAACUGGUGGCAAAAAAGGGUAUGUGGUGAUGGAAUGCCCCACCAGUGCUGGAGAACCCACAAAAGCCCCAACUACAACCACUACAUGGGAGCGAACCAAACCGACCAGGACCACCGGAAUCGCUACAAAGACAACCAUGAGAACCACUAGUGGGGAGCCAUCUGUGGUCUGCACAGCCUCUAGUAUGGUGGUGGAGCUGUCCAGGGAACCUCUGGUACUAGUAGAGCUUCUAGAUUAUUCCAACAAAUGGGUAGUUGUCAACAAGGCUCCUGUGUACUGCAACUACACCUUGCUGCAGGGAAGUGGAAGGACCCUUUUCAUAACCCCCUACAAAGCCUGUGAUGUCAGGAUACUGAAUGAGAACUACAUCUUGACCCUCCGCUAUACAACUUCUGGGCAACAAGUUUAUGUUCACAUGAAAUGCCCAACCAGUGCUGCAGCACCCACAAAAACACCUUCCUCUACAACCACUACUAGAAAACCAACAAUACCCACUGUCUGCAAAGCUUCCGUCAUGACAAUAGAGCUGCCUGAAGGACCAAUUAAACAAGUAGCCCUGAUGGAUAAAUCCAACACUCUGGUAACUGUCAAAGAUGAUACCAGAGAGUGUGGCUACAGCUUGGUGCAUGGGAGAGGAAAGAACAUCUUCACAACCCCUUACACAGCCUGUGAUGUGAAGAUGCUGAAUGGGAAUUAUGUCCUGACUCUAGCAUAUGUAACCCUUGCUGGGAGAAGGGUACUGGUGCAGAUGAAAUGUCCAACCAGUGCAGCUUUACCAACAGGGUCGCCGCUCCCUCCCUUUGGGGUUCCUGUCCUCUGCAGUGAUACUUGCAUGACAGUGGAACUUCCUGGUGGACUGCUACAAGAUAUCCAGUUAAUGGAUGAAUCCAACAACUUGGUAGCUGUUACCAGUGCUCCCAAGACUUGUGGCUACAGUUUGGUGAGGGGGAACGGCAAGAACAUCUUGACCGCUCCUUACAAGGCCUGCAAUGUCAAGAUACUGAACAACGUCUACAUCCUGAGAGUCCUUUACACAACUCUUACUGGGGAGCGAGGAGAUAUACAGGCCAAGUGUCCUGUUCCUGGUCUAGUACCACGUGAGGGGUGCAAGAUACCAAGAAGUCAGCAGGUUGCUUGUGGUCCACCUAAUGCUGAUCUACAACUGUGUGUGGCCAAUGGAUGUUGUGUGGAUGCAACAACUUCCCAGUGUUACUAUCCUUUGGAUGCGUGCGCUGCAGAUGGCCAUUUUGUAUUCUCUGUAUAUCGCACCUCAACCAAGCCAGAAAUCGAUCCUGGCAGUCUAGUAAUUGCAGGAAACCAAUCAUGUGCCCCAGUCAUCUGUACGCCAGACUUUGCUAUCUUCAAAUUUCCUGUGACUGGCUGUGGGACACAUGUCUUUACGGUGGCAGAGACUACAAUCUAUCUUGCUGAAGUUCAUGGCUUGGUUAGGGGGAACGAGCAGGUGUAUGGACUAAUUACCAGAGAUGGCCCUUUUCGUUUAUAUGUGGAAUGUCGCUAUUCUAAAGGAAGUUUGGCCAGCACUGGUUACUUGGUGGUGAACCCACCGCCUCCAUCAGCAGCCUUGGCUUUUGGCUCCCUUGGGGUUCGGUUAAGGAUUGCCACAGACACCAGCUACACCAGCUUCUACCCACAGUCCCAUCUGCCCCUGAGCUUCUUGCUUGGCAGCAAGGUGUAUCUGGAAGUGCAGCUUGUAAACCCUCCUAACCCCAAUGUAGUUCUGCUGGUCCACUACUGCAUCGCCUAUCCCCAGUCCUCUCAAGCUGCCUGGGUGAUCCUCUAUGAAGGUUGUCCCAACAUCCUGGAUUACAGCAGUGCUGCUGGCCUCCAUGUGAAAUACAAUAACAUGCCUGUAUCCAAGCACACUCGACGCUUUGAAAUACAAAGCUUCCAGUUCCUGGACUACAAGACCAAGCAGCAUUUGGAUGAGGAAAUCUAUUUUAUGUGUUCAACUGAAGUCUGUUCUCCUGAACGCCGUGUUUGUAAUGAAGGAUGCUUUGAUGGGAGAGAUAUGCCUGUUCCAGUGGAUCUUGGUGUGGGAGGGCGCUGUGCAGGAAAGCCCUGUCCUGGGAAAUCAAACGUAGUCAAGCGAGCUGCUUCUGGUCAUACCAGCCUCAUCGCUGGCGGUGAAGGAACCUUCAUUUUGGAUGAGAAUGUGCCCCAUUAACAAAUGGAGAAGCACUGGCUGCACUUCCAUGGUCUCCUGGGGCUGCUUGGUUUGCUGGUCUUGGUAUCUGUUAUAAUGCUCUUCCUCAAAAAAAAAAAAAAAGGGUUGUCUUGCAAAUUGUCAG
Molecule: messenger RNA, 11625 nt
Organism: Acipenser ruthenus (sterlet)
Lineage: Eukaryota; Metazoa; Chordata; Actinopteri; Acipenseriformes; Acipenseridae
Product: mucin-5AC-like
Exons: 46
Coding region: 66-11501 (3811 amino acids)
Biological process (GO): prevention of polyspermy; binding of sperm to zona pellucida
Cellular component (GO): egg coat
Molecular function (GO): structural constituent of egg coat; acrosin binding
Source: RefSeq, a predicted model, not a curated record